AGUGUAUCCUCCAUUUGCAGUUCAAGUUUGGCCGUGGUCAUGGUUCUGCAGUCCAUCUUCCGUACAGGCCUCACCGUCCUUGCAGGCGCUUCUGUCGCAAGUACAUUCCUCACCGAGACACCUCAUAUCGAAGUUCGUUCGAAGAUUCACAAUGAAACUGGAUUGCGAUAUGUGAAGAACUCAGGUAUAUGUGAGACCACACCGGGCGUAGAGCAGCUUUCAGGAUACAUUGAUGUCGGCACCAACAUGUCUAUGUGGUUUUGGUUUUUCGAAGCUCGAAAUUCACCUGAAACCGCACCUUUUACCCUGUGGCUCAAUGGUGGUCCUGGUUGCUCCUCCAUGAUUGGGCUCUUUCAAGAGAACGGACCUUGCCAUGUCACCCCCGAUGGAAAUGCGACGUUUUUGAACCCUUACAGUUGGAACAAUGUCAGCAACAUCAUAUACAUCGACCAACCAAUUGGAACGGGGUUCUCUUACGGGAAUGACACUGUCAAUAGUACUCAAUCAGCUGCACCUUUCGUCUGGACCGCAUUCCAAGUACUGUUCGAGAGCAAGCAGUUUUCGAAAUAUGCAAGCCGAGAGUUCAUCUUUGCAACGGAAAGUUACGGUGGUCAUUAUGGACCUAGCUUCGUCACAUAUUUCGAUCAACAGAACGAACUGAUUGCACAAGGUGAAUUAGAGGGCGAACCCGUCGUAGUCAGUGCACUAAUGAUCAACAAUGGAUGGUAUGACCCUCUCAUUCAGAAUGAAGCUUAUGUCAAUUUUGCGACGUACGCACCUGGUUACGGACAGCUACAGAAUGACACGGUCCUCAAGAAUAUAUCUGAAGCGUUCUAUGGACCUGAUGGAUGCAUGGUUCAGGAAGAAGCUUGUUAUGCUGCUGGCAACUCCACUGAAUCCAACAAGAUUUGCCUGAAGGCUGACAACUACUGUAUUGACUAUGUCUUUGUACCAGCUGUUGGUGACCGUGAUUCGUAUGACCUGAGGCAGAAUGCAUCUGCCCUUUUCCCACCGGAAUACUACACGCACUUCCUUCACGAGAAACGCAUCGUUGACAAGAUUGGCGCUUUAACUAGGUAUGCCGAGUGUCCCAACCCGCCAUACAACCUAUUUGAGAAGACGGGUGAUGAUGCCAGGACAUGGUUGCCUCAGCUCGCUGCACUAGCAAAUUCAGGACUCAAGAUUUUGAUCUGGGCUGGUGACGCAGAUAUUAACUGUAACUGGUUAGGUGGUCAUGCAUCAGUUCUCGCUAUGGAUUGGUAUGGCAACGAGACUCUCCAUAACACGCCGUUUACAAAUAUGACACUGGACGGAAAGCCAAUAGCAGCCGUCCAGAAUGUAGAUAACUUUACAUUCGCACGCGUAUACGAGGCUGGACACGAAGUGGCUGCUUUCCAACCCGCAGCUGCCCUAGCUAUCUUCACUCAAGUCAUUAACAAGGAGCCGUUGCACUCUGUAUAGAAUGGGUUGGUUGCACCACGCGCUUGCGUUAUCUAACAAGUUAGCUUUCUCGAUAUGAUGCUCCAAGUGUACAUAACUAUAACUGCGCUAUCAACGUUGUCGAGACUCCUUACUCUAUCUAGUCUAUUCCUGGUACCAUAGGUUAACAGGUCUGCCUUUCAACAGUUAACACUGGGUUUGGUACUGGCUCUUGCUGGUGGAUACACAGGCAAUGGUCCCAACAGUCCCAAAGAUUGAUCUGGCUCAGCAGGGAG
Molecule: messenger RNA, 1715 nt
Organism: Serpula lacrymans var. lacrymans S7.9
Lineage: Eukaryota; Fungi; Basidiomycota; Agaricomycetes; Boletales; Serpulaceae
Exons: 15
Coding region: 40-1461 (473 amino acids)
Biological process (GO): proteolysis
Cellular component (GO): fungal-type vacuole
Molecular function (GO): serine-type carboxypeptidase activity
Source: RefSeq, a predicted model, not a curated record